AGGGGCGGGCCCGGGCCUAGGGUGGCGGGAGGAGCAGGGAUGUGGCGGAGGGCAGCGUCCUGACGGGCCUGGCUGCGGGGGAAUGAAGCCUCCGCCUCCUCGGGCAGAAUCCUUUAAAUACGGGCUCGAGCCCGGGACUCUGGGUGCUGUGCUUUGCAGCCUGAAGGAGGGGCGUACAGUGAGGGGAGGUCAGGCGGAGCAGGACGAGAGCGCAGAAGCUGCUGCAGCGCGGCGGGUAGCGAGGAACUGUCCGAGAGGUCGGAAUAGGAGCGGCCGCUGCGCUCGGUGCCUGGAAGUGGGUAGGAGCCUUAAAUUGGGAAUAUUAAUUUUUCAUGAAAGUGAACAAGGGACCAGGCCUGAAGCAGUUGAAGUAAUUUUUCUGACACCCGAUGCCAAGCCCUUUCUACUGUAGAGGUGGGGAGAUCAGCAGCAAAUGCUGGAGACACAUCUAUGUUUAAUCAUGUUUGAAAUUAAGAAGAUCUGUUGCAUUGGUGCGGGCUAUGUUGGAGGACCUACAUGUAGUGUCAUUGCUCAUAUGUGCCCUGAAAUCAGGGUAACAGUUGUUGAUGUCAAUGAAUCAAGAAUCAAUGCAUGGAACUCUCCUACACUCCCUAUUUAUGAGCCAGGACUAAAAGAAGUGGUAGAAUCCUGUCGAGGAAAAAAUCUAUUUUUUUCUACCAAUAUUGAUGAUGCCAUUAAAGAAGCUGAUCUUGUAUUUAUUUCUGUGAACACCCCAACAAAAACCUACGGAAUGGGGAAAGGUCGCGCAGCAGACCUGAAGUAUAUCGAGGCUUGUGCCAGACGCAUUGUGCAAAACUCACAUGGGUACAAAAUUGUGACUGAGAAAAGCACAGUUCCAGUGCGGGCAGCAGAAAGUAUUCGUCGAAUAUUUGAUGCAAACACAAAACCCAACUUGAAUUUACAGGUGCUGUCCAACCCUGAGUUCUUGGCGGAAGGAACAGCCAUCAAGGACCUAAGGAACCCAGACAGAGUACUGAUUGGAGGGGAUGAAACCCCAGAGGGCCAGAGAGCGGUGCAGGCACUGUGUGCAGUGUAUGAGCACUGGGUUCCCAGAGAAAAGAUCCUCACCACUAAUACUUGGUCUUCAGAACUUUCCAAACUGGCAGCAAAUGCUUUUCUUGCCCAGAGGAUCAGCAGCAUUAACUCCAUAAGUGCCCUCUGUGAAGCAACAGGGGCUGAUGUAGAAGAAGUGGCAACAGCCAUUGGAAUGGACCAGAGAAUUGGAAACAAGUUUCUGAAAGCCAGUGUUGGUUUUGGUGGAAGCUGCUUUCAGAAAGAUGUUCUGAAUUUGGUUUAUCUCUGUGAGGCUCUGAAUUUGCCUGAAGUAGCUCGUUAUUGGCAGCAGGUUAUAGAUAUGAAUGAUUACCAGAGGAGGAGGUUUGCUUCCCGGAUUAUAGACAGCUUGUUUAAUACAGUAACUGAUAAGAAGAUAGCUAUUUUGGGAUUUGCAUUCAAAAAGGACACUGGUGAUACAAGAGAAUCUUCUAGUAUAUAUAUCAGCAAAUAUUUGAUGGAUGAAGGUGCACAUCUCCAUAUAUAUGAUCCAAAAGUACCAAGGGAACAAAUAGUUGUGGAUCUUUCUCACCCAGGAGUUUCACAGGAUGACCAAGUGUCCCGGCUCGUGACCAUUUCCAAGGAUCCAUAUGAAGCCUGUGAUGGCGCCCAUGCUGUGGUUAUUUGCACAGAGUGGGACAUGUUUAAGGAACUGGAUUAUGAACGCAUUCAUAAAAAAAUGCUGAAGCCAGCCUUUAUCUUUGAUGGGCGACGUGUCCUGGAUGGGCUCCACAAUGAAUUACAAACCAUUGGCUUCCAGAUUGAAACAAUUGGGAAAAAGGUGUCUUCAAAGAGAAUUCCGUAUGCUCCUUCUGGGGAAAUUCCAAAGUUUAGUCUUCAGGAUCCACCGAACAAGAAACCCAGAGUAUAGACAUUGCCAUUUUUUUUGGUAAUUUUUUUGGUACUUUAGGAUAGCAGAUAUCUAUCUGAUAUUAAAUGGUAAAUGAACCAAGUGUUUUUAAGGAAACAAAGCUAUUUUUUUAAUAAUCAAAUUUAUCCUAGCUGUAUGGGAAUUAGCAUAUCUGGUAUUAUGAAUCUAGUAUAUUUUUUACAUAUUUUUAUAAUGUUAUUACCUCAGUGAUUGGAUGAGUGGUAAAUAAUCAUGUUGGUUUUAAUGGUGUCAAUUUUUGUAAAAUAAAAAUUAAACCUGAAACACUUUUUACUUUACAAAAUGUCCAUAGGCAGCACUUUAAUAUCAUGUUGUAAAGGAAAAGGCACUCUUUGGUUUUUCUGAUCAUUGGUUUAUUUACUUGUCUUUAAAUAAUGUAUUUUAAACCAUGAGAUUGCUGUCCUAAAUACUGGGCUAAACCUGCUAACCUUUCAAAAAGUGUCCUGGAGACUUGGAGGUUUCUGGCUUAAUUGGGUAAGGUGUUUGCCAAGCCACUUCUUGUCUCUUUGAACCUGGAAGGAAGAUGCAGUGGACAGAAUGGGGCCUUGUGUACUUUUCUUUUUCUUUUUGGAUGUGCUUAAAACAUUUUCCCUGUGCUUCCAUGUUACUAGUGACCCUGUAAGUUUGGUUUGGGAGUUUGCUCCUUUUGUUUUAAGGAGCUGUGUUGUUUUUUUUAGCCCAAGAAGAUCAUCACUGCUCAUUUCCAAUCAAUCCAAAUAAGACUAAAAGGCAAUUUUAUUUUUAACAUGAAUAGAAUAUCAGUAUUGGUCUAGUUUAUGCUUCACAUCUCAUUUUUUUUCUCACUGAUCAUUAUUUUUUUAGUUCAAGAGCCAAAAAUAUUUGUUACCUUUAUUUUACAUUUUUAUUUCUGUAACUCAUUGAAGUUUCCCCUUUUUCUUUAAAUAAGAAAACCAAUAUAAUCUCAUGUAUGAACUUAAGUAGAUUUUACAAAUUACGUAUAGCAUAAUUCUAAAAUAAGAAUUUUUGUAUGUUUCCAUGUGCUUUUUUCUUAUGGCUUUUAUUGACUUAUAUUUGAUUUUCUCUUGUACUUCAUCAUUAUUGAAAUAUGUCAGAUGUCCAUUUGAUGCUUGUGCUCUGCUGAGAAUGUACAUAUCAAGUUAAACAGAUACAAGUCUCAUUCUUUAGGAAUUUUGUAGCUCAGUGAGAAUGCAGAGACAAAUAUAAAGAUGAGGACAGACAUCUGUACAGAUGUCAAAUACAUAAAUAAAAUAUUCUGUG
This is a messenger RNA of Zalophus californianus (California sea lion), 3202 nucleotides long. RefSeq names its product UDP-glucose 6-dehydrogenase (gene UGDH). The transcript is spliced from 13 exons. The coding region runs from base 434 to 1945 and encodes 503 amino acids. Gene Ontology annotation, biological process: glycosaminoglycan biosynthetic process. The record is from RefSeq and is a predicted model, not a curated record. Gene Ontology annotation, molecular function: NAD binding; UDP-glucose 6-dehydrogenase activity. Gene Ontology annotation, cellular component: nucleus; cytosol. NCBI's taxonomy places the organism in Eukaryota, Metazoa, Chordata, Mammalia, Carnivora, Otariidae.